Molecule: messenger RNA, 1332 nt
Organism: Caenorhabditis briggsae
Lineage: Eukaryota; Metazoa; Nematoda; Chromadorea; Rhabditida; Rhabditidae
Gene: Cbr-fat-3
Product: Protein CBR-FAT-3
Exons: 7
Coding region: 1-1332 (443 amino acids)
Biological process (GO): lipid metabolic process
Cellular component (GO): membrane
Molecular function (GO): oxidoreductase activity, acting on paired donors, with oxidation of a pair of donors resulting in the reduction of molecular oxygen to two molecules of water
Source: RefSeq, a predicted model, not a curated record
AUGGUCGUCAACAAGGAUGCCUCCGGUAUUCGAAUGAGAAUUGGAAACAAAUGGGUUUAUAUGAACGAAGAAGCUGUGAAAAAUCAUCCAGGAGGAGCGGUAAUUGAGCAAUACCGAAAUUCCGACGCCACCCACAUCUUUCAUGCAUUCCAUGAGGGGUCUUCAAAAGCCUACAAACAAGUAGAACUUCUGAAGAAAAAUGGAGAACACGAUGAGAGAUUGGAAAGAGAGCUUGAAAAAAGAUUGGACAAAGGAGAUGUGAAUGUUUCUGUCUACGACAUCACUGUGGAACAGGAAAAGAAGAUGGUUGAAUCUUUCGAAAGACUUCGACAGAGACUUCACGACGAUGGAUUGAUGACUGCCAACGAGACAUAUUUCAUCUUCAAGUCUCUCAGCACACUUUCCAUCAUGGCUUUCGCUUUCUAUCUUCAAUACUUGGGAUGGUACAUGACUUCUGCGUGUGUUCUAGCAUUGGCAUGGCAGCAAUUCGGAUGGUUGACUCAUGAGUUCUGCCACCAACAGCCAACUAAAAACCGACCACUUAAUGAUACCGUCUCCCUGUUCUUCGGAAACUUCCUUCAAGGAUUUUCCAGAGAUUGGUGGAAGGACAAGCACAACACUCACCACGCUGCUACAAACGUCAUCGACCAUGAUGGAGAUAUUGAUUUGGCACCUCUGUUUGCCUUCAUCCCAGGGGAUCUUACCAAAUACAAAGCUACCGUUGAGAAAGCCAUUCUUCAGAUCAUUCCAUACCAACAUCUCUACUUCACUGCUAUGCUUCCAAUGCUUCGUUUCUCAUGGACGUCCCAAUCAGUUCAAUGGGUCUUCAAUGAGAACAAUAUGGAGUACAAAGUAUACAAGAAGAACGCCUUCUGGGAGCAAGCCACUAUCAUCGGACACUGGGCUUGGGUAUUCUAUCAGCUCUUCCUUCUUCCAUCUUGGCCAAUCCGCAUUGCCUAUUUCUUGAUUUCCCAAUUGGGAGGAGGUUUCUUGAUUGCUCACGUCGUCACUUUCAACCAUAACAGUGUUGAUAAGUAUCCAGCUGAUUCCCGAAUCCUCAACAACUUUGCUGCUCUCCAAAUCCUCACCACCCGUAAUAUGACUCCUUCUCCCUUCAUUGAUUGGCUCUGGGGUGGACUCAACUACCAGAUCGAGCAUCAUCUCUUCCCAACUAUGCCAAGAUGCAACUUGAACAGAUGUAUGAAGUAUGUCAAGGAGUGGUGCGCUGAGAACAAUCUUCCAUAUCUUGUUGACGACUACUUUGUCGGAUAUAAUCUGAACCUUCAACAAUUGAAAAACAUGGCCGAGCUAGUCCAGGCCAAAGCUGCCUAA